GAGGGAGUGAGAGGAGCGGCCAACGAGCUGCGCGACGAGCCGAGGGGCGGGGGGGCGCUGUCAAGUUUGAGAAGUGAGAAGUUUACAAGCGGCGCGAGUUAAUAGGAGUCCCCUCUCCGCUGCACCCACGUGAGCUACCCGCGCUCCGCCAUGGAGUAGCGCGGCGCGAAGAGCACAGCUGCACUGCCUGCACCGAGUUGCUGAAGGAGCGGCCGUUCCCCGCCUCCCUCCCUCCUCCUCCUCCUCGUGCACCCGCCCAGCCAAGCCCGAUCAGGCAGCAGCCUCCCCCCCCCCGCCCCCCUUCACGGCAGCCCUCCCUGCAUCAUCCUCAUCUUCUGCGUUCCUUCUAGGCGGCUUGGAUCGCCGCUCGAGGGUCCCUGUGCUUCUCGGAGCCUCCCGCCGCCGCGGCCUCCUCUCCCCGGCGCCAGGGGUGCCCGAGUGAUGCCGGUAACCAUGGAGACACCCGGGCGUGCUGAGCGACCAGCGGGCAGCUCCGGGGGGCGCGCGAGAUCGACGUCGGACGGGGCCCCCGAGCGAGUUGCCGCGUCGAGCACCACCACGUCACAAGAGGAAGAUGGCCCUGGAGCCGGCUACGUACGAGAGCGCCGCGACGCGCUGCACCUCCUGAGCACUGCCGGCACAACUGGCGGCGGCGGUGGCGGCGGCGGCGGCAUCAGCAAGCCAGCCCUGAGUCAGAUCCCCGAGGAGCCCAGCACAUCCACCACCGAUGAGGGGCCCGUGCCAUCAUCCUCCGCCUCGUCUUCAUCCACCUCGUCCACCGCUAAGAAGGCUUCUGCAUCCUGCCACACCCUGCACUGCCCGGGGGCAUCCCUCGGCGGGUUCCGCCCGCCUGGAUACCCGCUGGACCCAAGGAACGGCUGCAUCGACUCGCCGUACGCCGCUCCUCACCCGCUCUUCCCGGCGUUCCACCCGCCGAUCCCCCUGGACAGCCGCCACCACGAGGGCCGCUACUACUUCGAGCCGCCCCACCUCCACCCCUUGCAUGGCCCUCCGAUGAUCUCGUCAAGGCUCGCGAUCUCGGACGUGAGAUUCUCCCCACACCACGGAGUCUCGGGGCUGGAGGCCCCGUUCAGCCCGGCCCACGCGCAUGCGCACGCACACGCGCACGCGUUCGUCAGCCCGUAUGUGGAGCAAUACCUGCGCUCCAUGCACAGCAGCCCCUCCCUGUCGGUCAUCUCGGCUGCCCGGGGCCUCAGCCCUGCCGAAGCUUCCCAUGAGGCCCUAAAAGAGCGGGGGGCCUUCACCUUCCCGACGCCGCCACCUGGCGCCGCCUCAGCCGAGUACUACCAGCACCUGGCGCUCAUGGCCAGCCAUGGGAGUCCGGCCUACUCAACGGGAAUGCUGCCACCCCACCCGUCCCUGGGUCCCACCGGCCUGCCCCUUGACUACAUGCACCACCUCGACGCCGCCUCCCGCUACUCGAGCCCACGUCCACCAGGGGCGUUUGCCGGCGUCGGGGGCGCCCGGCUGAGCCGCAAGCGGGCACUGUCUAUCUCGCCGGCGUCCGAGACGGGGCUGGACUUGCACGCCAUGAUUCGCUCAUCACCCAACUCGCUGCUCGCCUUCCUCAGCAGCUCGCGCAGCAGCUCGGCGGCCAGCGGCUCCUACGGGCACCUGUCGGCCAGCGCUGUCAGCCCGGCCAUCGGCUUCCCGAGUGCCCCCACACCGAUGGCCUUGCAGCAGAUCCUGAGCCGGCAGCGCUCGUCCUUCGGUCACACGCCACCGCUGCCGCCUCUCUCCGCCACGCACACCCCAUUGCGGCAUCAUUUGGGCUCCGGUAGCUCCUCAGGCCGGAACGACGCCACGGAGAGUAAGUCGGGCGGCGAGGCGGCUGUGAGCAGCACGGGCGACCCGCAGGCCCACACCAAACGCACCAAGGCCAAGAUUGAGGCCUCGGCCAUGGCGGCUGCACUCGUCACGCAGGAGCAGGAGCAGAUGAUGACCCAGCUCGAGGAGGAUGCCGACCGCGACGAGCUGAAGCAGGAGCCCGAGGCGGUGUACGAGACAAACUGCCACUGGGAGGACUGCCUGCGCGAGUUCGACACCCAGGAGCAGCUCGUGCACCACAUCAAUAACGAGCACAUCCACGGGGAGCGCAAGGAGUUUGUGUGCCGCUGGCGUGACUGCAGCCGGGAGAAGAAGCCCUUCAAAGCGCAGUACAUGCUGGUGGUGCACAUGCGGCGCCACACGGGAGAGAAGCCCCACAAGUGCACGUUUGAGGGCUGCGCCAAAGCCUAUUCUCGGCUGGAGAACCUCAAGACGCACCUGCGCUCACACACGGGCGAGAAGCCGUACGUGUGCGAGCACGAGGGCUGUAACAAGGCCUUCUCCAACGCGUCCGACCGUGCCAAGCAUCAGAACCGCACGCACUCCAACGAGAAACCGUACGUGUGCAAGAUUCCCAGCUGCACCAAGCGCUACACGGACCCCAGCUCCCUGCGCAAGCACGUCAAGACGGUGCACGGGCCCGAAGCGCACGUCACCAAGAAGCAGCGUGGCGGAGAUACCCCCAACCCCCGCGGGCCGUCGGGCGGGGGGGCCAGGGACCAGCCGGGCAGUGGGGGUGUGGGGGGCAUGCCUGGCGGGGGGGGCAAGAUGGGCCUGGGUAGCCCCGGCUCCACGCACUCCGACAGAAGGGGAAACGGCAAUGACGUGGAGAUAAAAUCCGUCAAAUCAGAGAAAUCGGUGAUGUCGCCAGGGAGCCAGUCGUCAUGCAGCAGCGAGCUCUCCCCAUUCAGCACCCAAGAGGCGACGGCGACGGCAGCAGUGGCGGAGGGGGAGGCAGAGCUGGGCGAGGGCACCGGCCUCUGCGAGGUGGAGGGCGGUGGCGAGGAGCCUGGGGAGGAUGGGCCUGGCGUGGGGCUGCACGCUCGACGCUCGUCGGCCGCUUCCUCCACCGCCCACCGCCUCGAGCACAUGAAGCAGGAGCGGCUGCGUGGCGUCAUCGCCGCCGACUCGUGGGCUGCAGAGACCAGAGGGGGCACGCGAGGGGGACCCGGGACUGUGAAGCUGCCUCCUAUCAAUGGUCACCAAAACGUCAAUGGCUGCCCAACCAUAAUCCCAGUGAACCCCCGCGGGCCUGAGCUUUACCCCAGUGACCUGAUGUCACUGAACCGCCUCAACGAGCGUCGGGAUAGCGCUACCAGUGACCUGAGCUCGGCUUACCUGAGCAGCCGGCGCUCAUCUGGCGUGUCACCCUGCCACCUAAAUGGAUACCGCCGCCAUCUCAGCACGGCCGAUUCCUACGACCCGAUCUCCACUGACGCCUCACGCCGCUCCAGCCAGACCAGCCAGGGCGGCGGCGGUGGUGGUGGCGGCGGUGCAGGGCACCUGCCAGGCCUGCCAGGUCUCACACCUCUGCAGCAGUAUCGUCUGAAGGCCAAGUAUGCAGUUGCCACAGGGGGGCCGCCCCCAACGCCGCUUCUGCACAUGGAAAGAAUGGGGCUGAGGAGCCGCAUGGCCCUGAUGUUGGACGGCGAUGGCGACAUGCGGGAGUCAAGCGCCGCAUCACACUCGGGACAGCACUUCUCUGGGCAGCACCAGCAGCAGCAGCAGCGGCGGUGCAGUGAUGGAGGGGUGUGUGGCUACGGCACGAGCCGCACUCCGCUGCCACACGAGAUCCCCGGCAUCGGGACGAGAAGAGCGAGUGACCCGGUACGCAAACCCGGUGAUAACGUCAACCAUCCGGGCCUGUUCCACAGUCAGCUGCCGCAGAGGCUUGGGCAACCACUAAAUACCACUCAUCAGUAUCACAGUCGCCUUCAGGAGCAGCAAUAUCAGCACCAGUACCUCCAGCAGCAGCAGCAGCAGCAUCAGCACCACCAAUAUCAGAGAUACAACAGCUUGAACAUACUGCCGCACCUGCCGCCGUCGGACCGCCGACGCGGUGGGCUCAGGGCCAGCGGCUACACGCGGUCCGACGGGAGCCUGCAGCGCAGCAUGUACUCGCCACGACCACCCAGCAUCAGCGAAAACGUCAUUAUGGAGGCCAUGGCGAUGGAGGGAGAGGGCCACAUCCCAGAAGAAGACAUGGUUCUUCCGGACGAUCUGAUGCAGUACAUUGUGGCUGAGGAGAACGGCCUGACGGGUGGCCCGGGCACCGUGGAUGGAGGAAUUGGGUACGGGGAUCCGCAGCAGGGCUACCAGGGCGCCAUGAACAUGUACAGUCAAGCCAACCACAAUACCCUCAAUGCAUCGGCCAGCCAUCAGCAAGCGAUGGUCACGGAUAAUGGGUUCUCUCAGUCGCACCAAGCAAUGAAUUCUUGCCAACUGAGCCCUGCCAAUCAGGCGCAGUAUCAUAGCCCCAAUCAUAUCAUGCCAUCGGAUUCGAACAAAAAUAAUUUGCCCAUCCAGUGGAAUGAGGUCAGUUCAGGCAGCAUGGACAACAGCCCUGGUGCCAACCCUGCUGUGCCCCACCGCAGAACAAUCACAAAUCCCAACCUUGGGUUAGUGCGACAGAACGAAGUUUACAGCCAAUACCAGGCUCCUGUGGGUCCUCUGCAGACCCACUAUCAACAGAAUCUGAUGAACGGGAGCACCCAGCACCAGCAAAAUCAGUUUAAUUCCUCACGACCCAGUCGCCUGCAGGCCAGUGCAAGUCAGGGCUACGUAAUGCAGGCAGGCCCGGCGCAGGCAGGCCCGGCGCAGGCAAGCCUGGCGCAGGCGCAAUCACAGCACGUGUGUCAAAGUGGUCUGGUGGUGAGCCCAGGCUCUGUCCAGCGGCCCCAUGCAUGUGGCAACACGCCAGCAAGCCCCGGCCAUCAGGCCAGCUGCAUGCAACACCCACAGAUUAGGAAUGGCCUGCAUUCCUGUGCACAGGUGGUGUCUGCAACCCCAGCCAAAGGAAUGACCAGCCAGAACUUUUCCCAGUCCCAGCAAGGGUACAUAGUGCCGCAGCAGGGACUAGGUAGCCUCUGCGGCGAUCAGAAUCCAGCCACGAUGAUGAUGAACCGAGGCAGUGCGCAGCAAGGUGGGACGAUGGGUGCGGGAGGCCAUUCGGGCUACGGCUCUCCAGCCCACACAGGCGUGAGCCCAGGCCGUGCAGCUUUCCCAUCUCAGUCGCAGAAUCCAGCACUGGGCCUAGGUCAGCAGAACUACAGCUCAGCCCAACACCCGCAGGGCACGAUGCGCCCUCGCCCUCCUGCUUAUGCAAAGUCAGGUGGAGGACAGAACCCCUUCUCGUCAAAUGGAAACCUUCAACAGUUGGCGCACUCGGGAAGCUGUGUACAACCUGUCAGUGCACUUGGUUCCAGUUCCAGCAGGGCAAUGAGGACGCAGGCAACCGGACAAUCCAACGUGAUGCUCACCCGUGGAUCAGCGACACACUAUACUGGGCAGAUUCAAAUGUACGAUGGCGGAAUGGCAAAUUUCAGCGAGCAUGGCAAUGUCGAGGGAGGUGGUAACUUCCAUCGCCAGUCGAUGAGCUGUAACUCUCACCAACACCAUCAUCAUCAGCAGCCACAGCAGCAGCAGCCUCACGUGACAGAAAGGGAUGGCCUACAGAAGCCCACAGAGAAAAUGCUGUCACCAGGGGCUGAUCAGGUGACGAGCAGCACAUCCAUGGACAUGUUGAGCUUGGAGGCCUCCCUGCCCUCUCAGAUAGACUUUGAGGCCAUGAUCUUGGAUGAUGGCGACCACUUCAGCCUGGUGUCGGGCCCACUGAGCCCCAGUCUCCUGCAGAAUCUCUCCCAGGCAUCGUCACGCCUCACGACCCCGCGCGACUCGGUCACUGUCCCUCCAGGGCGGGUGGGCACGGUCUCCACUGGCAUGGGCCUCAUUGGCCUCCCCGGGGUGGCCCCACCGCUCCCAACAGUCACCUCAGGGAUGUCCAACAUGGCCAUCGGGGACAUGAGCUCCAUGCUGUCCACGCUGGCCGAGGAAAGCAAGUUCCUCACCUUGAUGCCUUAACAAUCUGUAUUCAAAGAACUGUUGGAACUUUAGGAGCACAUCUUAGAUGAAUAAAGGUUAUUUUUAAAUGCUUAAAAGGCACGAACAAGGGAUAUAGAUUUAUGCAGAUAUUUUGAUUGAAAACUUUUUUUUCCAAGUUAAAUGCCAAAUCUUGAUGAAGAUUGUCUUGUUAACUGAAGGCCAACAUAAUUAUGUAAACAUGUAAUAAGAGUUUUUCCUCUGUGUAUAUAGGUACACAACGGUCACUUGAAAAUGCUCAUAUGCAUUCCCUGAAGCAGUAACACAAUGGUCACGUGUUGGUGCAUUGGAUUUUGUUUGAGACAAUGAAGAGGUACUUCUUUCGUCUUCAAGUAACAGCAGCCAUCAGUACCUGACACUCUCAUUCAAUAACACAGGGUAUACUGACUGCAGUAAAUAGAAGCCAUCCCCAGUAUAACCUGAAUUGUUACAAAGCAGCAUUCCAAACAGUGUGACUUUUCCACCCAUUUGGCUUGUGUCGCACAAGAAUGCUGGGCCGUUGAUGCAUGUCUUACGUGCCCGUGUGCGAUGCAGGCACAUGUCACUGCCAGUGAUCCUGAGCAAUCAGAAGGCCUCACCCACGGAGCUUUCAUAUGCAUUGAAUGUUCGUUCACCAUUCACUUUGUCAUCAAAUCGGCUUUCCAAUUUCCGAUAGGUUAUCAGUUUAAUAUGCAUAUUAUUAACGCUAUUUGUUUUUAAAUAGAGUAUUUUGUUUGCAUAUUUUCAAAUGCAUAUUAAAAUUUCAAUUCGAAAAUAUGCGAGUGAAAAAUACGUCUUGAUGCAAUCCACUAUAUUGGUAUAUUGCCUCUCUGCUUUUGGUACCUACAACGAACGUUGGAUAUUAUUUAGUUGAAUGCUAUUUUUCAUUAAAACACAGUUGAACCAUCCUGAGUUUAUUUUUUGUACUUGACAAGCGACAACCUCAAUAUUGUUGCCAACUCUUUGAGAUACAUUGAAGGUAAAAACAGCUGCGACUAUGUUCGUCCUAAGUGAGUCACCAAAUGUUACGCCUCCCCAUCGCACAAUUAUGUGGCAUGCAAUGUUGGAUGGUGUUUACUUUUAAAAUUUAAACCUUUUUUGCUGUUCGUAUAAUGUUGCCCAGAUAAUUGUUUACAAAAAUCCACCACCUCCAGCCAAGCGCAUUCAUAACCAGGCAGAGCAUGAUGCACAAUCAUUAUUUUGUCAUUCUUUUCUUGUGAGCCGUUAAAAUAAACACAUUACUGCAAUGAUGUCGUUUGAAAAAAAA
Petromyzon marinus (sea lamprey) is the source of this 7192-nucleotide messenger RNA. RefSeq names its product zinc finger protein GLI4-like. Gene Ontology annotation, cellular component: nucleus. Gene Ontology annotation, molecular function: RNA polymerase II cis-regulatory region sequence-specific DNA binding; DNA-binding transcription factor activity, RNA polymerase II-specific. The record is from RefSeq and is a predicted model, not a curated record. NCBI's taxonomy places the organism in Eukaryota, Metazoa, Chordata, Hyperoartia, Petromyzontiformes, Petromyzontidae. Gene Ontology annotation, biological process: regulation of transcription by RNA polymerase II; smoothened signaling pathway.